Molecule: messenger RNA, 2160 nt
Organism: Manis javanica (Malayan pangolin)
Lineage: Eukaryota; Metazoa; Chordata; Mammalia; Pholidota; Manidae
Gene: EMX2
Product: empty spiracles homeobox 2
Biological process (GO): regulation of transcription by RNA polymerase II; central nervous system development; neuron differentiation
Cellular component (GO): nucleus
Molecular function (GO): RNA polymerase II cis-regulatory region sequence-specific DNA binding; DNA-binding transcription factor activity, RNA polymerase II-specific
Source: RefSeq, a predicted model, not a curated record
CCCCACCCCAGACAAGUCCCCAAUUCUCGUCGGUCCUCGCCGCGGGCAGCGGGCGGUGGAGGCAGCGCGCCGCGGUCGCCGGGAGCCGGGAGCCCCGGGCGCCCGCUCCUCGGCGCAGCAUGUUCCAGCCGGCGCCCAAGCGCUGCUUCACCAUCGAGUCGCUGGUGGCCAAGGAGAGUCCCCUGCCCGCCUCGCGCUCUGAGGACCCCAUCCGUCCCGCGGCGCUCAGCUACGCCAACUCCAGCCCCAUAAACCCGUUUCUCAACGGCUUCCACUCGGCCGCCGCGGCCGCUGCCGCCGGCAGGGGCGUCUACUCCAACCCGGACUUGGUGUUCGCCGAGGCGGUCUCGCACCCGCCCAACCCCGCCGUGCCAGUGCACCCAGUGCCGCCGCCGCACGCCCUGGCCGCCCACCCCUUGCCUUCCUCGCAUUCGCCACACCCCCUGUUCGCCUCUCAGCAGCGGGACCCGUCCACCUUCUACCCCUGGCUCAUCCACCGCUACCGAUAUCUGGGCCACCGCUUCCAAGGGAACGACACAAGCCCCGAGAGCUUCCUUUUGCACAACGCGCUGGCCAGAAAGCCGAAGCGGAUCCGAACCGCCUUUUCCCCGUCCCAGCUUCUGAGGCUGGAACACGCUUUCGAGAAGAACCACUACGUGGUGGGCGCUGAGAGGAAGCAGCUGGCGCACAGCCUCAGUCUCACGGAAACUCAGGUAAAAGUAUGGUUUCAGAACCGAAGAACGAAGUUCAAAAGACAGAAGCUGGAGGAAGAAGGCUCAGAUUCGCAACAAAAGAAAAAAGGGACGCACCAUAUUAACCGGUGGAGAAUUGCCACCAAGCAGGCGAGUCCCGAGGAAAUAGAUGUGACCUCAGACGAUUAAAAACACAAACCAAUCCCCACAGAAAUGGACAACCCGGAGCAAACAGAGAGGGAGAGGAGGGGAAGAAGAAAAAAAACCCUACAAAACAAAAACAAACCGCACACACGCAUUCACCAAGAAGGGGCGAGGGAGUCAGAGAGAGCAGCGGCACCGCGCAGACUUUGGGCAACUAGGGCGCAGGGUCCUGAUCCGAGGCUGCACGGACGUGGCAGAGGACGGAGUCUCCCUGAUCAAAAUGCAACCCUUGUCUAAAGAGGCAGCUGAGUGAGUGAGUGAGGCAGAGAGAGAGGGAGAAAGAGAAAGGGAGAGAGAGAGAGAUCCAAAUGUGGCAAAGCGGAAGGCGUUCUGACAAGAAAGCUGUCGGGCAAACGCCGAACUGGCUAGACAAGAUGAUUGGCAGGUAUUCCGUUUAUCACAGUCCAAUUAAAGAAAAUAAUGAUAAAAGAAAAAAACCAACCAGGCACAGGACUUUUUAUUUUGCACUUCGCAGAGUAUUUUCUCCCCCAAUUAAAAAAAUAAUUAGUAAUAAUAACAAUCGAAAUUCCAUAUCCAGCCCCAUCCCACACCUGUUCAAAAACUUGAAUUGCAUGUAGCAGUUGUUGGGUGAAUGGUGUCUAAAGACAGAAAAUGAAUUGUGAUUUUCUUUUCCUUUUAAUGACAGGUUCUGUGUACCUUUUAUUUUGAUUCUUUUUGAGAAAUGUGCAGUCUGUAAACACUUUCUGAUACCUUCUGACGUCAAAGUAAUUGUGAAAGCUAAAUGAGGUAGGCUCAGCGAUAGUGGUCCUACAAAGAAACAGGGAGCAGGAUGGGGGGCUGGGGGGUGGCAGGGGAGGGCACCCACAGAGGAGUCAGGACUUAUGCUGGGGAAAAAAAAACCCUUAAUUGAUUAUCAUUCUUGGAUAUUCCCUUUCCUAACAUCCUGAGGCUUAAAACCACAAAGCAAACUCCUUUAGUGGUUGAGUUAUUGGCUAAAUUCAACCAUUCAUUGUAAAGUCCAUUCCAAACUUUAAAUCUAUCCAUUGCAAAAACUGAAGGACUGUAGUUAGCGGGGAUGAUGUUAAGUGUGGCCAAGGACAUGGCAGCACGUUUUCAGGCACUGAGUUUCAAUUCCAAGAUCAUAGACUUACUAAAGAGAGUGACAAAUGCUUCCUUAAUGUCUUCUAUACCAGAAUGUAAAUAUUUUUGUGUUUUGUGUUAAUUUGUUAGAAUUCUAACACACUAUAUACUUCCAAGAAGUAUGUCAAUGUCAAUAUUUUGUCAAUAAAGAUUUAUCAAUAUG